This is a messenger RNA of Culicoides brevitarsis, 1844 nucleotides long. RefSeq lists its product as uncharacterized. The transcript has 3 exons. The record is from RefSeq and is a predicted model, not a curated record. NCBI's taxonomy places the organism in Eukaryota, Metazoa, Arthropoda, Insecta, Diptera, Ceratopogonidae. Bases 434 to 1810 code for a protein of 458 amino acids.
UCCAUCCGUAAUUCCGCAUGAAAUCCCCACCAACUCCCCCGUGCAGCUUGUAAAAAAGUUACAUUUCUUUAACCAACAUUGUCUUUGAUCAGUUUUUGAUCGACCGUUGAAUGAGAAAGUUGCAAGUAAAGCCAAACAAAUCAUUACCUAAGAGCCGAAAACAAACAAAAAUAGAAAAUUAUUAAAUAACUGAUUAUCGAAAAAAAAACAAAUAUUUAUUAUUGAGACACUAAAAAAGUCAUGAAAACGCACGUGUGACUUAUGUGAGAAAUUAUUAAAAAAAAAUAUUGAAAAAAAAAAUCAAGAGCAAAAGAAAGUGAAAUAGCGUUGAUAACGUUGAUUUAUUUGUAAUUAAUUGAGUUGUUUGUUUAUAAAUAAUAUAUUUUUCAUUAAAAAAAUAAAUAAAACUAAAAAGUAAAGUGAAAAACACGAAAUGACCUUUUAUGGACUUCUAAGAGCAUCUCGCUGUGACAAGCGAGUAUUUAUGUUAGUUACAGCAGCAUUUUGUGUGAUAAGACUAUUGACAGGCGUAGAAGCGAUUGGAAAUAGUUCGAUAGAUGAUGAUUACACGCCGUGGUCUAGUUUGUUAGAGGAAGCGACAUUGAGGCAAUCGACAUCACGCAACGGAAGAAUUUUGCUCCCUGCCACAAAUUAUGUGCAACACAACACUUUCAGUCCGUCGCAAUAUUAUGCCGAGUCGCCGAACCAAAAUCAAUUUAUUCCCGCGAACAAUUAUUACUUCUCGAAUCGCUUGGAUAACGUCGAAACGAUCGAAUAUGAUGCAAAACCUCAAAAAUCACCAACAACAACUUCGACAACAACGAAUAAGCCAAGUACGCAUCCGCCUCCCGUGAAUCCGCAACCAUACCAAAACUACCAACCGAUUCGUCAGAACAACUAUCAGCAAAAUUUGGUGCCUUCACAGCGCGAAAUCUCGGAAACGGAUUUAUUUUUGCUGUCAGCCAUCGAGAAAUUAACCUACAAAGUUGAUUAUAUGGAAAAACGGUUGAAAAAAACGGAACAGCUGUUAUAUUACAUCAUGGAAGGCAAUCAAGCAAGCGAUCGAAUUGAAGAAAAGCCACCUUGUCCUCACAAUUUCACUCUGAUCGGCGACACUUGUUACUUCAUCGGCAUCGAUCGCGGCUUAAAUUGGAAGUCUGCAGCAGCAAUGUGCAAAUCUCUCGGAGGACAACUUGCCGAACUCGAUCCAAUUUCGCGCCAAAAAGACGUCGUCUUCCGUCUUUUGAACGAUUUCGCCUUUCGCGGCAAAGACUUUUGGGUUGGCGGUCUCAAUCCGGGACUCUUAUGGAUCUGGAUCAAUUCUGGCAAGCCCGUGAAUCCAAAUAUGAAGCUCGAAAAGAUGUUGCCGCAACGAAAAGCGAGAAUUAUCGUGAAUGACAAGCAUGAAAUUGUGCCAAGUACGGAAUCAGCACCGAUUGGAGGCUCUUUGUACUCCAUAGAUCGCAAAGAUGAACCAUUUUCGGAGGAAAAUUCAACUGAAGAGUCUGUAGAAUCAGAAGGAAAGGUCAUUAACGGCGUUUACAGCAAGGGACCAACAACGGUUAAUCCGAAAAUUAUCAAUAAACCUCCGACAACGACAACAAAUCGCCCGAAUUUGCAACAAAACUUCAAGGAUGACCAAAUCAAAGGCAAUGGAAGAUGCUUGAGACUUUCUUAUAAUCCAGCGGCACACACCUACGAAUACACAGGCGUUGAUUGCGUUCAACGAUCGAACUAUUUGUGCGAACUCAAGGACCGCACAUCGGAAAAUGAGAUCAGUCGGAUCGCAAAAUCCCUCAAAUUCCAUUAAAAUUUAAUUUAUUUCUGAUUUUUUUAAUAAAUUA